AUGGUGGGAUACUGUAUCCAGGGAAGCGAGAAGAUCGAUUCUCAACGGCGAUCUCAAAAGGCUGGACGACUCGAGAACGCCAUUGGCUGGUACCACUCACAUCCAGGCUACGGAUGCUGGCUAUCUGAAAUCGACGUCAACACCCAAAUGACCACUCAUCGCGGUUGCCUGGCUGGGGAUUUUGGUAUCACCCUUGAAAACCAGGUGUCGCAGAUGUCCUAA
This is a messenger RNA of Coprinopsis cinerea okayama7#130, 222 nucleotides long. RefSeq lists its product as hypothetical. The transcript has 3 exons. Gene Ontology annotation, cellular component: cytoplasm; COP9 signalosome. The record is from RefSeq and is a predicted model, not a curated record. Bases 1 to 222 code for a protein of 73 amino acids. Lineage: Eukaryota; Fungi; Basidiomycota; Agaricomycetes; Agaricales; Psathyrellaceae. Gene Ontology annotation, molecular function: deNEDDylase activity; metallopeptidase activity; protein binding. Gene Ontology annotation, biological process: protein deneddylation.